GCAGUGCAACGGGAGCGUCGACGGCCGGCGGCCAGACCGGAGCGCCGAGGGCCUUCCCGCAGACGAAGCGACCUAGACUGGGCUAGUCCUCGACCUGGUCCUCGACCUGGUCCUAGACGAACCGGUACGGGCGUGCGGCGCGCCGACACCAUGUUCGCCUUGGUCCUACUGGGCUCCGCCAUCUCCGUCCUGACCGCCAUCCUCCUGGUCCACCAGCUGUCCAGGCCACACAACUUCCCUCCAGGCCCGCGAUGGCUGCCGCUGCUCGGCAACCUGCUGGACCUGAAGCGCCUGGUGCGCAAGCUGGGCUCGCAGCACGCCGCCUUCGAGGCCCUGUGCGAGGAGCACGGCACGGCCGUGCUGGGGCUGCGGCUCGGCAGCGACCUGGUCGUCGUGGCCUCCGGCUUCGAGGCCGUCACCGAGGUGCUCACGUCUGACGCCUUCCUGGGCCGGCCGGACAACUUCUUCAUGCGGCUGCGCACCAUGGGCACGCGGAAAGGCAUCACCACGACCGACGGCGCGCUGUGGUCGGAGCAGAGGCGGUUCGCCGUGCGCCACUUCAGGCAGCUGGGCUACGGCAAGGUGCACAUGGAGGAGCUCAUCCUGGCCGAGCUCAAGGACCUGCUGAGCGAGCUGGACCCCGCGGCGGAGCAGGCCACGGCCGUGUCGCUGGGCCCGCUGCUGCCGCCCUCCGUGCUCAACGUGCUGUGGGCGCUCACGGCCGGCACGCGCUUCCCGCACGGCGACCCGCGGCUGCAGCGCCUGCUGGACCUCAUGAGCCAGCGCGGCAAGGCGUUCGACAUGGCGGGCGGCGUCCUGGGGACCCUGCCCUGGCUGCGGCACCUGGCCCCGGAGCGCACGGGCUACAACCUCCUCACCCGGCUCAACGCGUCCCUCAAGGAGUUGCUGGAGGAGACGAUCGCCGCGCACCAUGCCAGCUACACGCAGGGCCGCACCAGGGACCUCAUCGACGCGUACCUACACGAGGUCAAGGCCCACCAGAGCGAGGGCGUCGAGUCCACCUUCACAGACGAGCAGCUGGUUAUGGUGUGCCUCGACAUGUUCCUCGCGGGCUCCUACACCACCAGCAACACGCUCAACUUCGCCUUGAUGCUGAUGGUGCUGCACCCGGACAUCCAGUCCAAGUGCUUCAAGGACAUCUACAACAACGUGGAGAAGGGGCGCUUGCCCUCCCUUACUGACAGGCAAAAAUUUGGUGCUUCCUCGCAGGCUCCCACCGACCGGCCGUCUUGCGCAGGCUGUACCGCAGGCUCACUAGUGGUGCUCUACUCACGGGUGCCAUCCGGCCGCGCCGCGCUCUCGGACACCACACUCGCCGGCCACAACAUCCCCCAGGGCACCGUGGUGCUCAUCAACACCCACUCCAUCCACCACGACCGGAAGUACUGGAAGGACCCACACGCGUUCCGGCCAGAGCGCUUCCUCAACGCCAAAGGCAAGAUCCAGCCGGACGAGCGGCUCCUCAACUUCGGCCUUGGCAAGCGGCGGUGCCUGGGCGACGCGCUGGCGCGGAACUGCCUCUUCUUGUUCUUCACGGGGAUGCUGCAGCGGUUCCGCUUGUCCGUGCCGCCGGGCGAGACGCCGCCGUCCAGAGAGCCCGUGCCGGGGCUGACGCAGUGCCCGCAGCCCUACCGUGUCCUCCUCACUCCCCGCACCGCGUGCCCCGGCUCCCCCAGGACCCCCCGCAAUGUGUCGCCGCUGCCCGGCGCCUAGAACCAAGAACCAAGCCUGGACCUCGGUCUGGAUCCACGACAAAACAUUGCCGCAGUGCCGCGUUCUCGUUUUUAAAACAUUGACUUUCCUAUUCGUGCCAGCUCUUGGCCGGGUGGACCUGGCCCCUUCUCAACAGAAACUUUCUUCGCGUGCCCCUCCUGUCCACUCCUCCUGAGGUAUGUUUAUUUAUGCCUUAUUUUCGAUACGUUGCAAAUUUUUUAACUUGUAUGCGUGACUAAAUUUUUACUCCGGUUUACGAACGUUGCAAUGACCAUCUGUGAUAAUAAAGAAGUAUUAAAGUUAUUUAAGAGCCGCACCCGGGCUGCCAUUUCGAUAUUUUUGUGCAGCGUCAGCAUGCAUUGCUAUGCGCGGUUCAAUCAUUGUCAACGAAGGUAAAAUAAAUGGAUAACUAUAUGUU
This is a messenger RNA of Thrips palmi, 2152 nucleotides long. RefSeq names its product probable cytochrome P450 305a1. The record is from RefSeq and is a predicted model, not a curated record. The transcript has 9 exons. Gene Ontology annotation, cellular component: intracellular membrane-bounded organelle; cytoplasm. Gene Ontology annotation, molecular function: heme binding; oxidoreductase activity, acting on paired donors, with incorporation or reduction of molecular oxygen, reduced flavin or flavoprotein as one donor, and incorporation of one atom of oxygen; iron ion binding. Gene Ontology annotation, biological process: xenobiotic metabolic process. Bases 151 to 1734 code for a protein of 527 amino acids. NCBI's taxonomy places the organism in Eukaryota, Metazoa, Arthropoda, Insecta, Thysanoptera, Thripidae.